AUGCCACAAUCUCAAACUCAGUUGCAAAUUUUGCAUUAUAAUCAUUUUAUUUCACAAUUCAUUUUUCUCUUUCUAUUCCUCAUCCUCCUACUCCUACAUUGCUUUUAUGUUUCUCAUCUUCUUUGUCCUUCUCAUCCUGGUAUUUAUCCUUCACAACUUCCCAUUUCUUCCCGUCUUUCAUGUAAUCUUUCUCCUUGUUCUUCUUCUCCAUCGUUUCCCUUUGUUCUUUUCUUUCCUAGUGUCACUUCAUCUUUCUCUUUUUCGUUAUCCGUUUCCACUUCGUUCGGCCUUUCUCUUUUCUCUUCUAUGCUAUCUUCUCAUUCCUUCUUUUCCUUCUUCUUAAUCCGUUCUUUUUCAUUUAUUGUCUUUAUUCAUUUCAUUAUUUUGACACUUCCUUCCACAUUCUCCCAACAGCACUUCACAUCAAACUACACGGCAAAAAAAUUCACAUAUUCUUCCUUGUUUCUCCCAGCUUCAUUAAUCACUAUUUUUUAUACGCAUCUUCAUUACUCUGCAAGUUUCUCCAGUAUAUUUUCUCAACCUCCCACCCAGUUACCCGUCCCCAAACGCUGA
Messenger RNA from Acanthosepion pharaonis, 573 nucleotides. The record is from the annotation of a GenBank genome assembly. Lineage: Eukaryota; Metazoa; Mollusca; Cephalopoda; Sepiida; Sepiidae.